AUGCUGGCGGGUGCCAGCAGGUCGACGCCAGAGCUGCGGAAGGAACGCUCACGGGAUGCAGCACGGUGCCGGCGCAGCCGGGAGACAGAGGUCUUCUACCAGCUGGCGCACACCCUGCCCUUUGCCCGCGGCGUCAGCGCCCACCUCGACAAGGCCUCCAUCAUGCGUCUCACCAUCAGCUACCUGCGCGUCCACCGCCUCCUCGCCGCUGGUGCCUGGGCAGCAGCGGCAGAGGAGGUGGAUGGGUGCUACCUGAAGGCGCUAAGCGGCUUUGUGAUGGUGCUGAGCGAGGCGGGGGACAUGAUCUUCCUCUCUGAGAACGUCAACCGGCUCCUGGGGCUCAGCCAGGGGCUGCUGCUGAGUGGGGAGGAUCCCCCGGGACUGAGCCCCCGCCUGGGGCAGGAGCAGCCCCUUGCGCUGCUGGCUGCUGGCCUGGCCCUGCCAGGGGCCCCCCCGCACCCCCUCCGGCUGCCCCCCCAGGAGGAGACCGAGGGGCGUCCAGGGGGGCCCCCCCAGGUCACACGUCUGGAGAGCAACUGA
Messenger RNA from Haliaeetus leucocephalus (bald eagle), 540 nucleotides. Its product is annotated as hypoxia-inducible factor 3-alpha-like. The transcript has 4 exons. Gene Ontology annotation, biological process: regulation of transcription by RNA polymerase II; cellular response to hypoxia. Bases 1 to 540 code for a protein of 179 amino acids. NCBI's taxonomy places the organism in Eukaryota, Metazoa, Chordata, Aves, Accipitriformes, Accipitridae. Gene Ontology annotation, molecular function: protein dimerization activity; DNA-binding transcription factor activity, RNA polymerase II-specific; RNA polymerase II transcription regulatory region sequence-specific DNA binding. The record is from RefSeq and is a predicted model, not a curated record.